AUGUCUAACACACUAGCUUUGUUCUGGGACAUUACGUCCACAGAACGUGAUGCUAGGUUGAAUGCAUCACAGGAACUUGUCCAAACAUUGAUAUCCUCUCAGCCGUCGUCUGAAGAUGCAUGCAUGGAUGACGUUGUCGCCAAUACCGCGCACGCGUCGUCAGCAGAGGACGUGAACAUGUCGGAAGAAGAAGUAGAGGCUUCGGAGCAGCGGAUUGAUGAGCUAAAUACAUCUGAAGUAAGCUACGCUAUACGCCGUCUCGUCCGUGGGCUGGCAAGUCCACGCGAGAAUGCUCGUAUCGGUUUUGCUGUGGCUUUAAGUGAGCUCCUCAGUCAUCUCUCCACUGUGUCGGCGCACGAUAUACUUGCUCUUCUAUGGAAACAUAGCGUCGUUCGUGGAAACCUUAGCGGGCAGGAAGUACGUGACUUGCAUUUCGCUCGCCUGUUUGGCGUCUAUACACUAGCACGUUCGCGCUUGCUUUACUCGAGGCGAUCCUCUCUUCUCACUUUCAAGCGGACGUUCCUUAUUAUCAUUGCUGUCGCAUCCUAUAAGUCGUGGCUCAGUGAAUCUUGUGGCUGGGUUCUCGUUGAGCUUAUUCGACCUCUUGGACCAACAAAUUCCACACGUCCACCGUGGGCGGAUGACGCUCUUUCAUGGGUGUUUGAUCAGCUACAGUCUCUGCCAUCGUUCUCACCAGAAACACUAGCUCUUUUACUUACUCUGAUGCAGAUGAUACCAUCGCUUUCGAUGGCGAGUCACCGCAUGAUACCACCCUUCAAGCAGGCGAAUCCUUUGGCACCUGCUAACUUGCCAGCACUCGCAUCAAUAUUGCGUGAAGCAAUUCCAAUGCAUUGGAAUUCAGAUACACCUGCGCCGAAAGCUGGAACAUGGACGGCGCAUCUGCCGUUCGUCUGGGAUAUGCUACUGGAUCUGUACCUGGGCAAACCGCAUGAUGAAAAUCUUCAAGGCGACCAUGACCCUGACGAUAUGAGUAGUGAACACCAAGCUUUGUUGAAGGGAGCAGCUCCGUUUCCGGACUUUUUCCGUGUUGUCGUGGACGAAUCGUUGUUUGCAACACAAGCAUCACCGGAGCGCAAAUCAUGGGGGUUUCAAGUCCUUCACCGCACAUUGCCGCGGGCGUCAGCUGAUGUCUUGCCGUUCUUGUUCACCCCCAAUCUUAUGCGUACGUGGGUGAAUCAGCUUUCUGUGCCUGAUCGACUGCUGCACAGCAUGGCACAGAAAACCGUACUUCUCGUGGGCGAUGCUGUGAGGCGCUGUCCUACAGCAGGGAUUGCUCUCGUGACGCAGCUUACCGGUGAGCACGGGCGUCAGAACUUUGACCGUGUCACACACACCAAAACGAUCGAGUCGAUUCUCUCGUCUCUCGACGAGGCCGGGCUUCAGCGCUAUCUGGCCUACCUGCGAAGUAUUUUGUACGCAUCUGGUAUGUCGUCUGACGAUGCAAAAAGCAUUGCAAUGCAGCGGCAAAGUGCAUGCGAUCAAAUGCUUGCUCUUGUGCGCAGUCGUUUGAUAAAAUCGUCUGGCGCUUGGGUCCGAGAUGUGCUUCUUUUCUUUGCUGGUCAUGGAUACUAUGCUGUAAAAAAGAAUCCGGCUCGUCCGUGGAGUGCUGUGUUACAGGUGCCAGAUGCUGGGGCAUUUUCUAACGCGCUGCGCGAUGUAUGCCGCUCGCGUCUCCAGGCAUGUUUGGCGGAACUGCAUGAGCCUGACGAGCAUGGUAAGCCAUGGCCUUUGGUUGUCAUGGACAUGCUGGAUGGGAUGGAGGAAGACUCCGAGCACUUCUCGUGUUUGGCAAAUGCCGUUGCCCAGGAACGAAUUCGUCGCGGCCGGGAAGUUCUGAAGCAGGUGCAACGAGUUGUACUGAAGGAGAAAAAUGAGAGACAGCUCGAGAAACUGCAUGCAUUUGAGGUUCUCUUGGCGUCGGUGAUUCUUGUCACCUUUGAAGACACAGGUGACGCGCCUGAUAUGAUCGAUCCGCUUGUCGACACUGCACAGCUUUUGUUUCUUGACAAGCCGAAGAAGCAAAAGCAAAAGCAUCUACCGAAAACGCAGGAUGCACCACAGCAUGAAGUGGGCGGUAUGGAACUGCUUACGGACACACUUGUCGGGCUGCUAGAGUUUUCAUCAGCGUUCCUAAGAUCCAUGGUCGGCCAGGUCUUUGCAAAAUUCAGUCGUUCCAUGACGAAGGAGAGCUUGGAUCACUUGAUUGAUCAGUUAGGUAUGAACGAACCAGAGAAGGAUGAUGAUGUCGGGCACGAACAUGAGGAGGCAAUGGAGGAAGACGAAGAGGUCGACGAGGAAGACGAAGAAGACGAAGAGGAAGAAGAGGAUGAUGAAGAGGAACUCGAGGAGGAAGAUGAGGCUGAUGACGAUGUGGAUCCAGUGCUCCGCUCGCGCGUAGAGGAAGCAUUCCGUGCGAGUGGCCUUGCGGACGAUAAUGAUGACGACAACAAUGCGAGUAACAAUGAGGAAGAUGAUGUUGCAGUACUCGAUGACGAUCAAAUGGCCAAGCUGGACGAUAAGCUGGCUGAGAUCUUCCAACAGCACACGUCAUCGAAGCGCAAAGAACGCGAAGCACUCCAGCGCGAUACUGCUCUAUUCCACAACAAGAUUCUCGACCUUCUCGAUAUGUAUGCCAAAGAACAAAGUGGCAACGCACUUGUUCUUCGCUUAAUUGCCCCCCUUCUGGCUCUCGCACGGGGCUCAGGUGAUGUGAGUCAACAAGUGGCGACUCGAGCGAGUCAAAUCCUGCGUCAGCGUCUUUGCAAAUCGAAGGAGCUUCCACGUGGUGAGAUUGAUGUAGAUGAACUCGUUCGCGAGCUCAGCGCAACACAUGAACUUGCACGCACGUCACACGAUGCGACUAUGGCAGAUCUCGCUGCUGCUGUAAGCCACUUGUAUACAAAGGUGCUUGUGCGUCACCUCCAGAUCGAUGGUCCCGUGACUGUUUUCAAGCAUACACUGCAGGACUUUUUGGAGCGCAAGUCAUCACCAGUGCGUCCUGCAUUCAUAAUUGAGGCCAUCCGACGAUAUCCAGAAUUGGGCUGGGGACUCCGGCAUGCGUUAUUGGAUGGUUGCCACAUGAGUAAAGCGGCGCGUGCAUUCCGACAGGUCCAAGCCUACACUAUGCUUCAAGCUGUCUUGCAGCAGCAGCAACACCCUGAUACAAGACAGGCACCCGUACAGGACGUGCUUUCCUUCAUCGCUCAGGUGCGUCAUGUUGUAGGAGAAACUGUCAUGGCUGCUGCCUCCUCCGCUGAAAAUGAUGACGGUGCUACCUCACUCAAUGCCCAACGCCUAAAAGAUGUGCUGCGUUUCGCACUGCAAGGUGUGCGCAUGACUGUGCGGAUCUCAGAUGGACAAGCCACCUCCGUGCAAGCUUGCUGGCCACCGGACGAGCUAGAGGCUAUCUUGCAGGCGCUUCAAUCUUCAGAGCGCUUCAAGAGCUCGUCGUCACUUCACAGCAUCAUGAAAGAAAUGCUCUCUCUCAUCCGCCGGUCAGAUCCAUCUCCAUCAAGCUCAGGCUUGCCUACUAAACAGAAACGACGCGCCAGCGAAAACGGAAGCGAGAAUUCGGAAAAUUCUAAGCGUCGUGCAUCUUCCGGCCCUACGAAGAUCCGUAGUACAGAUACGAGCACAUAG
Molecule: messenger RNA, 3660 nt
Organism: Malassezia globosa CBS 7966
Lineage: Eukaryota; Fungi; Basidiomycota; Malasseziomycetes; Malasseziales; Malasseziaceae
Exons: 1
Coding region: 1-3660 (1219 amino acids)
Biological process (GO): regulation of DNA-templated transcription
Cellular component (GO): nucleolus
Molecular function (GO): rDNA binding; transcription factor binding
Source: RefSeq, a predicted model, not a curated record